Messenger RNA from Exserohilum turcica Et28A, 3469 nucleotides. RefSeq lists its product as uncharacterized. Gene Ontology annotation, cellular component: nucleus; HIR complex. NCBI's taxonomy places the organism in Eukaryota, Fungi, Ascomycota, Dothideomycetes, Pleosporales, Pleosporaceae. The transcript has 5 exons. The record is from RefSeq and is a predicted model, not a curated record. Gene Ontology annotation, biological process: DNA-templated transcription; regulation of DNA-templated transcription; chromatin remodeling. Gene Ontology annotation, molecular function: protein binding; nucleosome binding. Bases 67 to 3204 code for a protein of 1045 amino acids.
UCCGAGUCCCGUCUUUUCAUGGUCGCGUAAGAGCAUGCAAGAGCUGUUGGCGAUCUUUACGCGACCAUGCAUCUCAUCAAGCCGCAGUGGUUAACACAUCCCGGCGAACAAAAGGACUUUGAAGUAUACAGCUGCGACGUUUCGCCCGAUGGCACGCGCCUGGCCACGGCCGCCGGAGACGGAUACGUACGCGUAUGGUCCACCGAUGCCAUCCUCAACUCAAACGACCCCACGUAUGCGAAGCCUAAGCAGCUCGCUGCUGUCAGCCAUCAUUCGGGCACCAUCCACGCCGUCCGCUUCUCUCCCAACGGCAAAUACUUGGCAUCCGGCGCAGACGACAAGAUAGUAUGUGUCUAUGCACUGGACAAGAAUGCGCCGACACACGCGGCAUUUGGAUCGAACGAGCCCCCGCCCGUCGAGAAUUGGCGCGUCAUCCGCCGCCUCAUAGGACACGAUAAUGAUGUGCAGGACCUGGGCUGGUCGUUUGACUCUUCGAUAUUGGUUUCGGUGGGCCUGGACUCCAAGGUCGUGGUCUGGUCAGGACAUUCGUUUGAGAAGCUCAAGACGCUGUCCAACCAUCAGAGUCACGUCAAGGGCAUCACCUUUGACCCGGCCAACAAGUACUUUGCGACCGCCAGCGACGACCGAACCAUCAAAGUCUACCGAUUCAAUUCCCCGCCGCCGAAUGCCUCACAGCAAGACCAAGUCAACAACUUUAUCCUAGACCACACAAUCACCGCGCCCUUUCAAACCUCGCCGCUCACCACAUACUUUCGCCGCUGCUCAUGGUCGCCAGACGGCGCACACAUUGCUGCUGCCAACGCUACGAAUGGGCCAGUCAGCUCAGUCGCUAUCCUUUCGCGUGGAUCGUGGGAUGGCGACAUUAGUCUUGUUGGUCAUGAGGGGCCGGUUGAAGUCACCGCAUUUUCUCCCAGAUUGUUCUACCGGGACCCGCCACGCCCAGAAAAAGACGGAUCCAUUUCACAACCGACCGUGACUAUAGUGGCAUGUGCCGGGCAGGAUAAAUGUUUGAGUGUGUGGAACACAAGCUUUCCCAGGCCUUUUAUGAUUUCGCAAGAGCUGGCAGGAAAGUCGAUAUCCGACUUGUCAUGGUCGCCAGACGGAGAGACUCUGUACGCAACCAGCCUGGACGGCAGCAUCAUGACGUUGGUAUUCGAGCCGGGCGAAUUGGGAUAUCCUGCAACGCUUGCAGAGAACGAGAAGACGCUUGCCAAGUUUGGUGCUGGCAGGAGGGUUGGCAUUGUUGAAGGCACAGAUGCGCUACUUUUGGAAGAGAGCAGUAAGAGUGGGGAGCUCAAGGGUGUCCAGGGCAGGAUGGGUGCACUGAUGGGCGACGGCGGUGCAGUCCAGCCGCCGACAAUCACCAACGGAACGAACGGUACUACACCCUCUCUCACCAAUGGAUCCACUGCAGCACCGGCACCAGCAGCACCAGCACCCGUCGAGCCACCUCCAGACCAGAGGGUGGAGAAGCUGAAGCAAAGAGUGACGGUCACGAAAGACGGCAAGAAGCGAAUAGCACCAAUGUUGAUGUCGUCUUCGUCUGGUGUUGGCGAAUCCUCCCUGCCCAAGACACAGCUCCUCUCCGCGACAACAACAUCAAGCCGGAGUGACAACCCGCAUAACAUUCUCGAUCUCUCGAAACCAUAUGAUGGAUUCCCGAAAGGAGGUCUCGCCAGUAUGCUCGUUGGGAAUAAGAGGAAGUUUGCUGAAAUUGAAGGCGAUGAGGACAGGCAGGUGGAGCGGAGAUUGGCUGCAUCUGUGAAGUCUGGGGGUGCAGCGAUUGUGCUAAACAGCGAGAAUGGCCUCAUCCCGCCUGCUGCCGCACCGCCGAAGAGUAACGAAUUGCAGGAACCGCCAAAAGUUCUCAGGCCAGCGAUUGUCAACCCGUCUCUUAGUCUUGCUCAGGUGCGGUUGGCAGUACCAAAAGUCAGGAGCGUCAUUGUGCGGACGAUGGAUGGCAGCGAGCCACCACAGAGUGGCGUAGAUGCCAAUACCGGAAAGGCAGACAUACCAGACACUGUUAUACUCGAGGCGCGCAAUGCCAGUGGACCAUCACGGACAGGACGACCGCAAGACCACGACCCAACGCGUCUCACAUGCACAAGCAAAGGACAGUCUCUGUGGCAGGACUUUUUACCAAAAGCUGUUCUCCUGGUUACGGGCAACACAAACUUUUUCGCUGCGGCAUGCGAGGACGGAUCAGUGUACGCAUGGACGCCAGCAGGCCGGCGAACACUCAAUGCCAUGGUUCUUGAGGCACAGCCCGUCAUCAUGGACUGCCGUGGCUGGUGGUUAACGUGCAUUACGGCAGUGGGCAUGUGCUAUAUCUGGAACCUAAAGACCAUGUCGUCGCCUCAUCCCCCUGUUUCCCUGGCCCCCAUUCUCGACAUUGCAGCCUAUGCUCAAGGACCACACCUCACCCGGUCGCCUGGUAUUGUCUUUGCACGCUUGAACUCGGCCGGCCGGAUAACAGUAGCCAUGUCUAAUGGCGAGGGAUACGCCUACAACCCCGACAUGUACAUUUGGCAGCGCCUGUCAGAACCAUGGUGGGGCGUCACCAGUCAGUACUGGAAUUCCACAGACUCCUCGGUCGGCAACAUUCGCUCCUCGCAAGACAAGGCCGCAGUCAAGGAGAAGGAUGACCAGGUAUCGCCGGAGAACAUCUCGGCGGGCAUCAUCCCUGCCCUCGAGCGCAACACGACAAACCAGUCCCUCUUGCAGGGCCGCGCCUUCCACCUCCAGCGACUCAUCAAGAUCCUCGUCUCGGCAGAGGGCUACGAGACGUUUGAGAGCAGCGCCAGCGUCGCCCAUCUCGAGAACCGUGUCGCUGCCGCCCGCGCCCUGGGCGCCAAGGAAGAAUACAAGAUAUACUUUACCAUGUACGUCAAGCGGCUCGGCGCCGAGGGCCUCAAGGGCAAGAUUGAAGAGCUGCUGCGAAGUCUGAUGGGCAACCUCAUUGAAGACGACGCCGGUGAUGAAGCCAGCCAAGAGCAACAAGACACGUCCAAGGAGCCCGCCGACAUUUGCGGCUGGAAGAGGGAGGACCUACUGAAAGAGGCCGUUUUGAUUCUCGGUAAACAUCGCGAUCUCCAGCGCAUCACCGUGCCGUAUGCGCGUCUCCUCAACAUUGUCUCCGAAGGCCAGCGCCAGGACGAUCAAGCUAUGAUUACGGAUAUGUAGUAUAUACCCUCGUCUCUUUUUUUUUUGCCUGUCUCUUGGGAAGUCGGUCUUGUCUGUCUUGGUCCCAUCUUUUUUUUGUAUCUAUGUGGUACAAACAUCAACUUUUUUUUGCCUAUCGCUAUUCAAUCGCUGAAACUGCCUACCCUACCUCCGUUUCCCACACUUGUAUUAGUUUCUCUGUCGAAAAAUUCUACGUGGCGCAGUAGCGUAGAGGUGCUUACUUUCUUUUUUGUCCCUCUUCGAAAUUAGUAGAGUUUGAAAGCUG